This is a messenger RNA of Frieseomelitta varia, 2670 nucleotides long. Its product is annotated as ATP-dependent RNA helicase DDX42. The record is from RefSeq and is a predicted model, not a curated record. NCBI's taxonomy places the organism in Eukaryota, Metazoa, Arthropoda, Insecta, Hymenoptera, Apidae. The transcript has 10 exons. The coding region runs from base 223 to 2547 and encodes 774 amino acids. Gene Ontology annotation, molecular function: RNA binding; RNA helicase activity; ATP binding.
ACAUGGAGGCAGCACCGUCUGAGUUUUUACACUAAAUAUUGUACCGUUCGAUAUUGAAAUAUCUGGAGUCGCAUUUUAUUAGAUGUGAAAUAACUUCUUGAAGAAUAUUUGUGUAAAGUAGUUACUCUUUUCGUAAUUGUUUCAAAAUAUUGUCUAAAUCGUGAAUCGUAUAUAUUUCAACGUAUCCCGUUUUAUUAGUGGAUAUAAAGAUAGGAGACAAAUAUGAGUUAUCACCGUGGAGGAGGUAAUAAGCCAAAAGGCUUUGGGUUUGCUGGCUUUCAAAUGACUGGCACAAAAAGAAGUGGUUCUAACAUACCACCACCUCCGCCAAAUUCUACUCUAAGCAAACAAGGUUAUCACACCAUGAAUUCUAUCACCGAAAAUGCCUUAUCCGCAUGUUGGGGCAUGCCAAAAAAACGUAGCAAAACUGAGGAAGAGUAUUUUGAAGAUGAUGAUGAUCCUCCACCAUUUUCUUUGGAAUAUAUUCCUGCCCCUGGAUCUCCUACUUAUGACUGGACGAAAAAAUCAACUCCAAAAGAAGAGAGUGAUAGCGAAGAAGAUCCAUUGGAUGCAUUUAUGGCUGGGAUAGAUGCAGAAGUUAAAAGAAAUAAUUAUGAGGCUCAGCUUGCAGAAGACGAGCAUAGAGAGGAGAAAUCAAAAGGAUUUAGAGCAGACAUUGAUGGCGAGGACGACGAGGAAAGUUACUAUAGGUAUAUGGAGGAGAAUCCAACUGCUGGUUUGCAACAAGAGGAAUCCGACCAAGAAAUCGAAUAUGAUGAAGAUGGAAAUCCAAUCGCGCCUCCAAGAAAGAAAGAGAUCGAUCCCUUACCACCUAUCGAUCACAGCGAGAUACAAUACGAACCUUUCGAGAAGAAUUUUUAUAAUGUUCACGACGAAAUCGCUAGUUUAAGUAAACAACAGAUUGACGACUUAAGGAAAACUCUGGGGAUAAAAGUGUCUGGUCCGUCUCCACCAAAUCCAGUAACCAGUUUUGGUCAUUUUGGUUUCGACGAUGCAUUAAUAAAAUCUAUUAGGAAAAACGAAUACACUCAACCUACACCUAUCCAAGCUCAAGCAGUUCCAGCUGCAUUGAGUGGCAGAGAUAUAAUUGGUAUAGCAAAAACUGGUAGCGGUAAAACAGCAGCCUUCAUUUGGCCAAUGCUGGUUCACAUAAUGGAUCAGAGAGAAUUGAAGGCAGGCGACGGACCUAUCGGUUUAAUUCUUGCCCCUACAAGAGAAUUGUCGCAACAGAUUUAUCAAGAAGCAAAGAAAUUUGGCAAAGUGUAUAAUAUUCAAGUAUGCUGCUGUUACGGCGGUGGCAGUAAAUGGGAGCAAAGUAAAGCAUUAGAAGGGGGUGCGGAAAUAGUAGUCGCAACGCCUGGUAGAAUGAUAGAUUUAGUUAAAAUGAAGGCAACGAAUUUGACGAGAGUAACAUUUUUAGUGUUGGAUGAAGCUGAUAGAAUGUUCGACAUGGGUUUCGAGCCACAAGUACGUUCAAUAUGUAACCAUGUAAGGCCGGAUAGGCAAACGUUGUUGUUCAGCGCAACUUUCAAAAAGAGGGUAGAAAAGCUUGCCAGGGACGUUCUAACGGACCCAGUUAGGAUAGUUCAAGGCGAUGUUGGUGAAGCGAAUGCCGACGUCACGCAACACGUGAUAGUGUUCAAUAAUAAUCCUAUUGGAAAAUGGACUUGGUUGUUGCAAAAUUUAGUUGAAUUCUUGAGCGCUGGCAGUCUGUUGAUCUUUGUAACCAAAAAGCUCAAUGCAGAAGAACUCGCAAACAAUCUCAAAUUGAAAGAAUUUGACGUUCUACUUCUACACGGUGAUAUGGAUCAAAUUGAACGAAACAAAGUAAUAACGGCUUUUAAAAAAAAAGAAGUCAGUACUUUAGUUGCUACUGACGUUGCAGCUCGAGGUUUGGACAUUCCACAUAUCAGAACUGUCGUAAAUUACGAUGUCGCGCGAGAUAUAGAUACCCAUACACAUAGAAUAGGUAGAACAGGUCGAGCAGGUGAAAAAGGGACAGCGUAUACUCUAGUAAUAGAGAAAGACAAAGAGUUUGCAGGCCACUUAGUCCGAAAUUUGGAGGGCGCAAAUCAAGAAGUACCAAAGAGUCUUAUGGAUUUAGCGAUGCAAAGCGCGUGGUUCCGCAAGUCUAGAUUCAAAGGUGGAAAGGGAAAGAGUUUGAACGUUGGAGGGGCCGGACUCGGAUUCAGAGGAAGACCAGAAACAUCUUCGACUUCGAGUGGUGGUUCCUCGUCGCAAGGAUCUAAGGAUAUAAGCGAAGUUGUUAAGAAGUUAGAAAGACACGGACCAGGCAGCGAUCGGUUAUCGGCUAUGAAAGCUGCUUUCCGCAGUCAGUACAAUUCUCAGUUCCGGGCAUCAUCGGAUCAUACAUGGGAACAAACUAUUACGCGGCCUUCAGUGAUAAUGCCUCCACCGCCACCUGUACCUCCGAAACCAAAUACGGAACAAUCAAAGACUCAGGACAUACAAGCUUCUAAUAUCGGAGGAGAAAAGAAAAGAGUGAGAAAAAGUCGAUGGGAAUAAACGUUCCCAUAAAUCGGAAAGCUACGAUUAUUUUGUGUAUAUUAAUAUAUUAUAUUAUCGCUAAUUGAUGAUAUGUGAAUGCCGAAUUGUUUUUAUAUUAUAAUAAGAUUUAAUUUUACCAAA